Molecule: messenger RNA, 3693 nt
Organism: Sungouiella intermedia
Lineage: Eukaryota; Fungi; Ascomycota; Pichiomycetes; Serinales; Metschnikowiaceae
Source: the annotation of a GenBank genome assembly
AUGCGUUUGGAGGAUAUAAACCUCCGAAAUCCCAUUACUGUCGCUUACUACGACCCCUUCUCGGUAUUUCCAGAUGUUCAGGAUGAAUUUUUGUCUAAAUUACCUUUGUCAAACUUGCAUUGGAAGUAUAAUCCACUAAAACCUGGAAAAUCGAUUCCACUUCUUCCAGUUGAACUCCAGGAGGAAAUUCCGACACUGCAGCAGAAGAAAAGCAAUGACCACAACUCAUUAACGGAGAAGGUGUACCUCCGACUCAUGUUUGUCAAGGCAGAAAACCUUGAAAUGUAUCGAUCUCAGGUUCGUCCACUUAUAAACGCGUGGCUAGAAUCACUAAUAAAAGGUCGUGAAGUGAAGUGGGCCAUAAUAUUGAUUGUAUCAGGGUCAAAGAGAGAGAAGAAGUCGACAUUAAUAAAGACUUCCAUGUAUGAUAAGUUGAAAAUCGAUUUUGGUGUAUCAGGUAAACAACUAGAUGCACUCGGAAUAACAAGCUCUGAAGAUGAAGAGUAUGAAGGUGCAGAAAUCGAAAACAUCUUUAAGUUCAAGGAUUCUUACGAUGAUGAAUUUUCGAAAUUACAGGCAUACAACGAGGUUUUCGGGCACAUCAAAAGAUUGAUUCUACUUACGUUUGAUUCACGGUAUACAACCUACAACGAGAAAAUCGGACUGCUCCUGAAACUCGCACAAUCGAACGCCGAAAUACAGGUGUCUGAGUUUCUCUAUAAAUUGAGAUUGGUGCAUUUGAUGGGCGACAUGAGAUUUUUGAAGGAGGCUAUUGAAAUUUUUGACGAACUAAGCGAGGACUUGAAAGGACUUGUCUCGAAUUUAGAUCACGCAUUUGACAAGAAAAACUACAGCUUUCCUGCCAAUCUCGACGUCAACCAUUUUUCUCCAGAGACAAGCUUCGACCUCAACGAACAGCUAGUGCAAUUUGCUAACUACACAACAAACAACAUUCCCGUCAAUUUAUUCGCAGUGAAAUUGGGGCUCUUCUUGAGUGCUUCACUCUUAUUGCAGUCUUUGGCCAAUUUUGCCUCGUCUAUAUCUAUAUCAUCUACUCACAUUCUGACAUUGCUUCGAAAGCUCAACUUCUUCAUCAAUGACAUUUCACGGAGCUAUCCCAAUACGGCUCGAUUAAACGAGUGGUUUUGCGUGAUGAUUGACUUCUAUUUAAAAUUGCCAAUAGCAUCCAAAUUGAAGGAACUCAACGAAGAGAACCUAGAAAAUGGAGGCGGAAAUCACAUUGAAGCGAUUCUGGAAUGUAUGGCCGAGUUGAGACUUCUUCGAAGAACCAUAGUGGGGAAAUUAGCAGUGCUAAAGGGUCUAGAAUUGCCCCAGAUUGGUUUCGUGCUUGAAGAUAUUCCUCUCGAUGCUGAGAAAGACAAACCUCCAUCCGCAGAAUUAACUUAUGCUCCACUAGUAGCAGAACUUGAGAAUCAGGGCACAUACGAUGCUUAUUUUGAGUCUUCAACCAUCGCAGCCAUAGAAGAAUUUGUCAACUGCAACAGAAAUGUCACUGUUGACCUCCUCAGCGUUGAUUUGGCCAUUUUGCACUAUAAGGAGAAGAGAUAUCAGGAAGCUCUUGAUAUUUUGAUGAUUUCUUACGAUUACUUCAUUCUGAAUGGCUGGAACUUCAUGGGUGGAGCACUUUUGGAAAUAUAUCUCGAGUGUAUCCAGAAGUUGGAUACCGUCGACCAUGAGCACAUUUUGAAAACUAAUUUGAAGUUAUUUGGAGCACUCAAGGAAAACGUGAACUUCAAUAGGGGCAUAAAUCACUACAGCCUCCUCAAGAAUAGACGCCAACGCCGUGCACUCUUUGAUCAAAUAUGCGAGGAAUCCAGACAUCUUGGACAUGUCAUUGAAUAUCCACUUUCCAAUCUAUUCAAUGUGACUCUAAAUCAUUUCAUUUUCCCGGAAGAGGGCUCGACAGACGAGUAUGCAAUUCUGGUGGAUGUGGUAAACCCUUUCGGGGUGGAAAUUGAAUUCCAGCAGUUGAGAAUUACACUUAAGAACACUGAACAGGAGAAUCUGGAAAUCACCUUUUCUGCUUUUGCUGUUUCGGUUUUUGAGAAACCAGCACAAUCGUUGAUUUUGAAGACUAAAAACUUCUGGAAAGGCAACUUUGAGGUCAAGAGCAUAGUAUUCCAAGUAACUGAGAACCUCGUGUUUGCAAAUCGUCAACAAAGUCGAGUAGAAACUGUGGACAAUACCGUGAUUCACGAGGAGCUGAAUCGAGCCGAGAAGACUGAGCAAAAUUUAAAAGAUGUCGAGCCUAAGGACACAGUUCCCAUUGCGAUGUAUCCUGUUCCUGGGAAAUUUCGUGUUGAAGUGGUAUCUCCUGAGAAAAUCGAAUUGGGAGUAGCCCAGUUUGACCUACUCAUUCACAAUGGUCAACAAGAUGCCAAAAACAUAAAAGUUGCGAUCUCCAGCUCCACCCUGGGCGUUAAAUUUGAUGAUGUUGUUUCACAUUUCCAUAUUGAGGGAAUCACAAAAGAAUCAAUUUUUAGGAAGAGUGUCACUUUUAAUUAUUUCGGAGACACAAAAAUAUUAGAUUUGAGUUUCACUGUGGUUUAUGACGCAAAUGGUGAAGUUUACGAGUACCACACCACUGAAGCUCACGAUAUGAGUUUGACACUUUCUAUUUCUGUGCAAGAUUUAUUCCGCAUGAAUGCCAUCUAUUCGAAGUUUCAGAUUGGCAGUGUUUCUUCUAAGUUUCCAGUGAGAGUGCUUGAAUGUACUUUUGAGAGCUCUGACGACAAGUACGAUAUUGUCAGGCUGUCUAAGACUAUUUCAGAGGAGAAUCCUUUGUUGAUUCUCGGCGAACAACUUGCAUACCUCUUCUACAGACUACAGCCUAAGAAUAGCAGGAUAUCUCCCUCUGAUGUCUUGGACCUCAACAUCAAAUACUCGAAUUUGCACCGUGAGUGCGCCAAAGUGGUGAACCAUCAAUUUCUUCAAAAACUUGAGGAAUUGAAGUUGUCAAGAUACUACUACUUGAUGCUCUCCUCCAUGAAUUCCCUCCGAUUCAAUUUAAUUCACUAUGCGGUUCAUGAGGAAAUUGAAAUCGUCAACGUGGACGAGUCCAAUCUACUCAUGAACUACGCCAUCAACAGGUUUGUCCCCAGCCAUGAUGUCGAGAUAUUGACAGAUAUAUUAGUCAACCUUUUCAAAGACAAAUUUACAAAAGUUGAGGAUGCUAGCAAAAAUUUCGAACAUCAAUAUCUUCAUAUCCCCGUUUCUGUGCCGUUCCUUGGUGUUCUCCACCAAGUUGAGUUCCUAUUCGACAGGAAGCAGCGGUACCGUGUUGGCGAACCUAUCGAAGCUACCCUUGAGAUCAAGUCGACAUCAAAGUGGUCCAACAACGACACAAGAGAAAUCCUCGCUUCUUCGUCUCCAGCAAGAGGAGACCCUAAAUUGCCUGUCUCAUCCAGUGCUUUUCAGUUCACCGUGCUCAAUGAAGACCAGUGGCUCCUCACAGGACUCAGAAAGCACCAGUUUAACUUGGAAGGUGAGCAUAGUGUUUCAAAAGUGGAUGUUUGCCUUGUUCCACUCAAUGUGGGCGAGCUCCAGUUGCCAAAAUUAAACAUCCAGCCAAUGGGUGGCAGUAACGACCAAUCGAUAGAGGUGGUAAAUGAAAACGCCCUUGAGACAAUCUUAAUUGUACCUGAAUUGGACAGCUUAACGUUCUCAUUCUAA